Messenger RNA from Aspergillus melleus, 2529 nucleotides. It is a transcript of the gene AVO1, whose product is annotated as Sin1 family protein. Gene Ontology annotation, cellular component: plasma membrane; cytoplasm; TORC2 complex. The coding region runs from base 1 to 2529 and encodes 842 amino acids. Gene Ontology annotation, biological process: TORC2 signaling. The transcript is spliced from 3 exons. Gene Ontology annotation, molecular function: phosphatidylinositol-4,5-bisphosphate binding. The record is from RefSeq and is a predicted model, not a curated record. Lineage: Eukaryota; Fungi; Ascomycota; Eurotiomycetes; Eurotiales; Aspergillaceae.
AUGUCUCUACUUCACAACGAAGAUUUCACGAUAUGGCAGCUUCGCACAUCCUACUUGUCCACUAUCAAAGACGGCAUAGGCGACCGACUUAUCAACGUGAAUAACUCCGUCCUGAACACCCCCGGGUUCCGCGCGGCAGGCUGGUCUUCGGCCUCGACAAACCCCAACGCUCAAAGCGCGGCCUCUAUCAAACGAACAUACUCCCCUCCUAUUCCUACUACGGCCGCUGUAUCGUCGGAGUAUUAUAACAUCGGUGCUCGGCACGAACAUGACCCGCAACGAUUUGGGCUGGCCGAUGGCGGCGACGACGAGGAAGGGGGGAUGGUCACCGGUAAAAGCAACGCGGGCAUAACCGGGCGUCGGCCUCCAGGGCGCGCUGGGAAACGAACACAUCGAAGAGACCGCCAGCAGCAAGAGCAGCAGAAGCAGGAUGACGAUGAGGAUAGCAGUGAUCUCAGCGAUGAGAGUGACGAGGAUGGGGAGAGUGCCCAACGAGCUUCUCGUCAGAUCAAAUUCCCCAAGAUGCCGAUACGGACACGGGCUGGGUCAUCGCCAAUACGUACAACUGAUCGUCAUGAAGGCCCGCAAGUCAUGGUUACGUCUCCGUCACAUCCUACGAUCGGUACUCAUUACCGCACUGGGUCAUUGGGCACUGCGGUUUCGGUCGGUGAACGUCCGCGACGAGAUACGACGACGACGACCAGCAGUGAUCUGUCUUCCGAGAACGAGAUGGAUCCGUCCUUCAAGAGACGCCAAAUCCAAUUUUCCGGCCAGGAUCAAGUGAUAGAGCCUUUAGGUAAAGGGCGAAGGCUCGCCGGCAAUAGAACGAUUGAGGAUCUACAUGAGCAGGCGGAGGAUUCGGGAGCUGAAUCAGUGGGCUCUGCUCUAUCUUCGGAAUUCGAUGCCACGGCCGGCUCCGCGUCUCUACUGGGAGGUGUUGGUAUAACAGGCAGCUUGGACUCUUCAUCGCCCGUUGCGCUGAUGCACAGACUACAACAUGGUGCAGGGUCGCAAACCGCAUCCCCGAGGAAGCCCAAAACCCCUGCACCUGAAUUGCAAGAUCUGCCACCGCCGCGACCCAUCAGCACGGUGCAGCCCGUGAGUUUGCUUUCUAAGGCUCUCAACGCGCGCAAACGCGCGCCAACAAACCCGGUCGAGAAGUUUGCCGUCCUCUCGGGCAAAGGUCUGACCGACGUGCUGAAUAUCAAGCUAUAUGUCCCAUUUUCUGCGGAGCCUGAAGAUCCACUGGAUCUUCCAAUUGCUCGAGAAUCUAAAUUGGCCGAGCAGCCAGCACCCGUCAUAGUGGCCGAGGCUAUCGGCCUUGCUCUUUGGAGAUAUUCGGAGGAAGGGUGCAGUCCACCAAUUGAGCGCAGCAAAUUAACCGUCAAUAGAUGGACCCUGCGAAUGGUUGAAGAUGGCGAGGUGGAAUAUGACUUCCCGGCGCUUGGACGAACGUCUCCCAUCGCCGAUUUCACGUCAAACAACAACCGGGCGGCCGGUGCCCGAGGCCGGUCCCGGGGGAAACAGUAUGACGAGUUUGCUCUCGUGGAAGCUUCUCAGGCCGAAUUUGAGGAAAAUGAACGCAGUUUCCCAACAUACAGUCAGGCCGUGCCCACAGAAGACAGUGCCGAUACUACAUCUCCGGCUCCAACUCCCACCAGCCAGCCAGUUGCUCAAAACAAAAUGCCUCGUCAGAACCCGAUCUUGGGGCAGCCGUUCUCCUCGGCACUGAAUGAUAACACCCUUACCCCGGCCGACCGGCCAGCGGUGCCUAUAUCUCAUGCUAGCCCUCGCAUGGGGGUCACCAAGAAUCUGAAGAUUCGCUUUAUCAACCUGGAGGGCUCUGCGCAGUCGACCACCAUGAACACGUCUGCCGAUAGCUACAUUGCCGAGAUCCUCGAUUCCGUAUGCAAACGAUGGGGAUUGGACAAAGGCAAUUACCUGCUCAGAGUGAUGGGCACGAAUACGAUAGCGCCUUUGGACCGUACCGUCGAGGCGUUGGGCAAUAUCACCGACCUGGACCUCGUGCGCCGACGAUUCGGGCCGCAGUCUUUAACCGGUUCCCCGGGCAGCUCGUCCCCGAAUGCUCCUCUCCUAGUCGAUAACAACAAUCCCGCCAGCAAAGAUAGCAAGAAGAGCAAGAAGAGCGGACAGCGCAUGCUUCAUCCUCUCACCCAGCAACAGGAUCUUAUCGGAGGGUACUACCGGCGGUAUCUGGUGUACCGCAAACAGUCCAUGUCCUUUACGGCGUCGAACCAACGGACCUUAACAUUUGACAACGACUACUUGCAUAUCAUGCCGGGGGAUACGAACAAGACGGCGUCCGACACCAAGACGCGAUCGAUUAGCUUCAACGACGUGGUCGGGUGCAAGGUCAGUCGACGGCAUCCGAAGAAUUUCCGGGUGGUGGUUCUACGGGGCAACGAUGCGAACGAGCAAAAGCGAUAUGAUUUCGAGGCUCGCAACGCGCUCGAAGCGGUUGAGAUUGUGGAUGAGAUUAAGAAGAAUAUGGCACAUUAUCGCAUUUAA